Molecule: messenger RNA, 1008 nt
Organism: Hirsutella rhossiliensis
Lineage: Eukaryota; Fungi; Ascomycota; Sordariomycetes; Hypocreales; Ophiocordycipitaceae
Product: TB2/DP1, HVA22 family domain-containing protein
Exons: 3
Coding region: 1-1008 (335 amino acids)
Source: RefSeq, a predicted model, not a curated record
AUGUUCGACCUCUUUGCUACGCUCCUCUCCUCCGUCACCUCCUUUCUUUUUCCCAUCUUCGCCUCGUACAAGGCUCUCAAGACGUCGGAUCCCGCCCAGCUGACGCCAUGGCUCAUGUACUGGGUCGUCUUCAACUGCUGCCUCCUCGUUGAGUCCUGGGUGUCUUUCAUCCUCGCCUGGGUCCCCUUCUACGGCUACAUCCGCUUCUUCUUCUUCCUCUACCUGAUUUUGCCCCAGACGCAGGGCGCGCGCGUCAUCUACGAGGAGCGGAUCCACCCCUUCCUUGAGGAGAAUGAGGGCACUAUCGACAACUUGAUCGCGAGCACUCACGAUCGCCUCAAGGUUGCCGGCAUGACAUACUUGCGACGAGCCAUCGAGUACUUGAAGAUAAACGUCCUCGGCCUUCCCCCCUCCGAGGAGGAGGAGCCGCCCGCGCCCGCGCCCGCCGGCCAGCAGGGCUACACCCAGUCGCUUCUCGCCCGGUUUAGUGUGCCGACGGCGAGAUGGACCGGCGCCGCCCACACCGGGAGCGACUUUUACAACUUGCUCGCCAACGCCGUCUCCGCCGCCACGGGCGCGACCGGCGGCGCCAGCGGCAGCAGAGCCGCGCCCGACUCGGGCACGCUGAUCCCGCCUAAUCUGCGCGACUCGGCCGAGAAGAUGAACUUCAUCGCCGCCCAGCGCGAGCGCCUGAGCAUCGUGCUCUCGGCCCUCGACCGCGAAGCCCAGGAGAUCCAGCGCGACGCCGGCGACGCUCCCCCCGGCGCCUUCGCCCAGGGCCAUCAAGACAAUGACGCGUCGAGCCGCCGACGGUCGAGUGGACUGAGCAAGAGCCGUAGCGAAACCGACUUUGAAAAAGUCGAGGCCGAGAGCGGCGCCGAGGGCGAGGAUGAGGGCGACGGCUCCCUUCGGCGUCGGCAUGCCUCGGGGACUGGUGGCGGGCCCUGGUUAUCCUGGGGAUGGGCCAGCGGAGCCGGCACCCCCAAAGGCACCUCGCGGGAGGGAUAG